GGGAGCGGCCCCGGGCUGGGCUGUGUCCCCUCGGCCAGCACAGGGGACAGCAGGGACAGCACACCUGGCAUCACCUGAGAGCAUCCUGGGGAAGGCAGAGCUGGGCAGGAAAGCAGGGCAGGAAAGGACUUUUAUGGGGUUUUGCAGAGCUGCUCUCAGAGGCAGGAAGCUCGCUGGCAAAGCAACCCUCGCUGAGCUGCUGCUGUUUGUGGGGGGACCCCACGGGACCAGCGGGGACUGGUUCCAGCCCAUCUCCCAAGCAAGCUCACCUUGAAGAAACAACAAAACAAACCUUCCAAAAUGUCCCUCAAGCUGCCACGAAACUGGGAUUUCAACCUGAAGAUGGAUGCUGCAAAAAUAGCCCGCUCCCGGAGUGUGAUGAGUGGGGACCCCUCGGGUGUCCCGCCGGGCUCCGCUGGCGCUGGGGCGCGGCCGCUCAAGCUGGGCUGGCUGAAGAAGCAGCGCUCCAUCGUCAAGAACUGGCAGCUGCGCUUCUUCGUGCUGCGGGGACAGCAGCUGCUCUACUACAAGGACGAGGACGAUGCCAAGCCUCAGGGCUGCCUGUCUCUCCAGGGCAGCACCAUCAAGGUGGUGGCCACAAACCCAGAGGAAGGAGGGAAAUUCAUCUUUGAAAUCGUCCCAGGGGUGGCUGGGGAGCAGAGCCGGGCAGGGCAGGACUCGUGUGUGCUCAUGGCCAGCUCGCAGGCGGAGAUGGAGGAGUGGGUGAAAUCCAUCCACAGAGCGCUGGGCGUGGCUCCUGGAGCGCUGUUUGGGCAGCCCCUGGCAGACACCAUGGCCUACGAGCAGAAGCUGGGGCAGCACCAGGUGCCCAUCCUGGUGCAGAAAAGCGCUGAGUUCAUCCGGGAGCACGGCGUGGCUGAGGAGGGAAUCUUCCGCCUGCCCGGCCAGGACAACCUGGUCCGACAGCUCCGCGACGCCUUCGACGCCGGGGAGAGACCCUCGUUCGACAGGGACACCGAUGUCCACACCGUGGCCUCCCUGUUCAAGCUGUACCUGCGGGAGCUGCCCGAGCCCGUGGUGCCCUGGCUGCAGUACGAGGAUUUCCUGCUCUGUGGGCAGGCUCUGGAAGCUGAUGAGAUGAAGGGCCACCAGGAGCUCCUGAAGCAGCUGUCCCUCCUCCCCAGACACAACUACAACCUCCUCAGCUACAUCUGCAGGUUCCUCUAUGAAAUACAACUGAACUCCAGUGUCAACAAGAUGAGUGUGGAUAAUCUGGCAACAGUGAUUGGAGUGAACCUCAUCAGACCCAGGAUAGAGGACCCUGCAAUUAUCAUGAGAGUUCCUCCAGGCACACCCCAGGUCCAGAAGGUGAUGACUGUGCUGAUCAGUGACCAUGAAAAGCUCUUUCCCCCAUCCAAGGAUGUGCCUCCCUCCCCACCUGCCCAAAAAGCCGAGAAGAAAGCUCCUGUCCCCCGCAGCUCCGUGGGCUGGGGAGCUGCAGAGGAUCCCACAGCACCCAGAGGCUCCACACCAAGGCAAAUGAGGGAUCACCCCAAUUCCAGAAGCUCCCCUGGCCCCGGGGAGGACACGGAGUCCAAAGACACACCGGGAACGUGGAAAACACAGCCAAGGAAAAGAACUCAGACUUUGCCUACGAGGAAAUCCUUCCUGGCAGCGGCUGCUCCGGGGGAGAAGGGCAGCAAGGAGAGGAAUGAUGUCCUUGCCAGUGACUUUUGGAAAAGCAGCACACGCCCCGUGGCCUCUGAUGGACACAAGAGAACGUUGUCUCACGAUCUUUUUAAGCUGCUCGACCUCCACAGGGCUUCAGCCUUCGACAGUGCCCCCCUGUCCCAGGCAGAGAGUGGGGAGGGCAGCGGCUCCAGCCCCAGCCCUGCCAGCAGCAUCUCCGAGAAGGAAUUCCUGCCCUGCUUCAGUCCCAGCCACGAGCCAAAGGAGCCAGCCAGUCCCACCAGCAGCCCUGCUGAGGACCCCAGCCCUGAGCAGGAGAGCAGGGAGUUCCUGCAAAGCACGAUCCUCAAGCUGGAAAAGGAUAUGGAGGCACAAAGAAAUGACUACGAGGGGCAAAUUAAAAGUCUCCAGGAGGAGAACUAUGAAGCCUGGGCCAAAGUGGUGAGGCUGAACCAGGACAUGGAGCAGGAGAAGAAGAAGUGUGGGGAGCUGGAGCUGAGGCUGAAGAACGCAGAGCGCUUGCGGGAGGAGCUGGAGAAGAAAAACAAGAUGCUCGAGGAGGAGUUGAGAAACUUAACUAAACCCAUGAGUAAAACUGGUGCCAAAACCAACUAGGAGACACCCAGCUUUUCACAGACCCCAAAUGCAGCUGCACAAAUGCACAGGAACUGCAGGUUCAGAGCCAGGGACUUGUAUUGUCCAGGGUCCUGCUCCUGCCCACAGGCCAAGGGGGAGGAAGGAGAGCUUAGAUGCUGGUUCAUGCUCUGAACCAUGAAAUUUCAAAAAUAUCCUUUAGCUUUUUUGGGUGUUUCAUUUCAAUUCUUCUUUCAGCUGCUCAGGUUACCUGGAGAACAGGCCAACACUUCCUGCUGCUCAGUCAGAAUUGCACUCAGAAGUUUGGGUUAUGGACACAUUGUGCCUUCUCAGCAAGAAACCAGAAGUGUCCCUCCCCCAGCUGCCUGUCUCCUUGGUGGAGAUACCCACAGGCAAAAACAUCUAUGGAUCCUGAAUCUGGGCAGGCAGAGGAGCCCCACGCCCGGGGAGGCACAGCCCUGGGUGCUGGAGAUGCUGACAUCAAUCCCCAGCUGCUUUGUGCUCACAUCAAUCCCCAGCUGGUUCACACUCUCCUGGGGCAGCACAAGGCUCUGAGAUCUCCUGCAGCAUCGCCUGCUGUGCUGUGCCAGCCCCCACAGCUCCAGGCAGAAAAUCCCACCAUCACCCAAAGCUUCAGUUCAGGGCUGUCCAGCUGUUUUGAGUCACUUCCCCACAGCUGGCUGUUCCUAAAUCCAGCACAGGUGACAGAGCUUGGAGAGCACCUCACACAGCUGGACCUGGAGCUCUUUGUGCAGGGGGGAGUCCAUCAGCAACUCCAGCACAGAAAUCCUGUGUUUUCCCUGAUGGACACACUUCAAAGAUGACAAAUCUGGACUUUUCUACUACUCCUGCUUUGGAGCUUUGUUGUUUCUGAAGUGGAGAACAGGAUUUCCUCAGCCAGCUUAUGGAGCCCUGGGUUUGCACCCCAACCAUGUUGGGUCUCUCCCACCAGUGCAAAGACCCCGAGGACCCAAAGGUGUCCCUGUGGUUGUUUGGGACCUUUCUGCUUGUCCCCACCCUGCCAGAAUCCUGCCAGCAGCACCAUGGUGCUGCCACAGCUUCUCGUGGAGGACUCUGGACAGUUAUUUUCUUCUACAGAAAACCUUUCUUUUAUUUAUUUGAGAAGUCUUGAUGGGGACAGGAAAGGGAAAACCACAGAGAUCUGCAGUUUCAAGCAGGACCAAGCUCUGUGCCAGGUGUGGUGAGGGGAAUCACCACUCUGGGUCCUGCCUGCUGAGGACUUGGCUUUGGCAAGGCAGAAGCUCAGCCCCAGAGCUUCAGAGCUGUGUGGCAGGGAACAUGAACUGGAGGAAGAAAGGGACACAGAGGAAAAUAUGGGAAACAAGGGGAGGUGGGAGUGGGAAAAUGUUAUUGGAGAAUAAAAGUCUCGGGUAUAAAGCACUUGCUGCUCUCAGCCUUGCUGGGGGUACGGGGGAACUGGUUUAGCCCUAAAGCUGAGCCCAGACUCAGUCUCAGGUCCAGUCUGGUGCACUGAACCCACCUCUGCUCAGCUGUGGAUAUAAAGUCUGGGGAAGGAGCAGUUUGUGAAGGCUGAUCUGCAUUCAGAAAUGUAACCCCUAAGUGUCUUGUUUGAUCUAUGGACCCUGACUCCAGGGGUUUUCCUUUGCACAGAACCUCAGAGACCAUGCAGCUCCUCCCUGUCCUGCCCUCAAACCUUCACACCAGGGAAUGACUUCCAGAGGCCUCCUGGUCUCCUGAAGAAUCCCAAAGACCCACAGCCAAGGUCCUCUGCUCUGACAGGGAUGAAACCUGAGCACAGGGUUUUAAAUCUGACUGAAAUGUUUCAGAUCUCAGUCUUGGCGAUGGGAAAUCUCAGUGAGGAUGAUGGAGAGGAUCUGCACUGGGCAGUGAGCCUGGACCUGCUGGUGCAGCUCCACAGCUUUGCAGAGGGAUGGAUGUCAUGGAGAGGAGCCCCAAGGAGGGCAGGGAGGCCUCAGCCAUCCUCCAUGACCACCCAAAGCUGCCCUCCCCACCCCUGCAGGUCCCACACACCACAGGAGUUGUGUCCUGAAGUCUCUCUCAGUUUCUUUCUGCUGCUUUCUGAGUCCCCACCGUGGGACCUGCGACUUCCCGACACUCCAAAGUGUCUGCCACCAUUCACAGCUGCCACUCACAGUCUUUCCUGGGAUUUCAGAUGACCUUGACAGAGCUGCUUCAGUGUUUAUUUGAUUUUUUUACCCCUGCAAGAAGCUCCUCAACAAUCUGAGCGUGAGGCUCAGGAGUCAUUAGGGAGAAAUUUCUCCGUCGGCUUCAGGAGCAGCAUCGUGAACAUCUGGGCUGGAAAUGCCACACGCUCCUUUCUGCAAAGAUCAAAAGUGUGAAGAGGCCAAUAAUUCCUUCACAGCAGACUGUAAUGACGUGCAAAGGCUUGGCUGAGGCUCAGAAAUCUCCACGAUGAGGACAAGUGCACGUUAUUUAAAAUAAACUGCGCAUUCCUCCGCUUCCGCUCAGAUAGGCAAAACAACCCUGUGGCUGCGAGGAUCAGAGGGGCUCCUUUGAAGAUAUUCCACCCAUUAACAUUUGCAGGGUUUAUAGAGGUCAUCUGUGAAAGAGAGACUUUCCAAGAGAGGUCAGGUGGGCUGGAAAUUCCUGAGAGCCUGGAGGGGAGAGAGACACGGGCACCUUGUGAGCUGCUGCUGCCGUUGGGUCCUGUAAGAUAAUGAGGAUUUUUUUUUUUUUUUUUUUUAAAUGAGCUUUUUCCAGAGAUAGAGAGCCAUGAACUGCCCAUGCCAGAGCUGUGAAACUGCACCCUUUUCAUCCCUGAGGGGGUGGGUGUCCUCUCUGCUCAGCCCAGAGCCUGCUCUGGAUUUGCUGCACUUGCACAUCUUCUGCUGGAGACCCCACAAGGUGAGAGCCCCAAAAACUGACUGGUGCCCAGCCUGUAUUUCCUUCCUCCCUCCCUCUUUUUCUGCAGCCAGGCCAUGAAGCUUUCUGGGGUGGGAGCAGCAGAGAAUCUCUCCUGUUCCUGGGGAGGGGCUGUAGAGGACAUUAUAAACUCACAGUGGGGGUUUUGUGCCCUUUCAGUUCAGCAGGUUUUGGGCAUUGACUCUGGAUCCCCUGGAGACUGUGAUGCUGCUCCUGUCACAUAAAAACACAACAGAAUGUCUGCCACAGAGAAGAAAGAUCCUUUCCAGCCCUGUCCUGUAGGCUUGGAAACCUCCAAAAAGACAUUUUCCACCCCUUAACCCUUCCACUGCACUGUGAGGACACAAGAGCUUUACCAAGGUGAUAACACUGAGAUCAGACCAAGGAUUUUCCUCUCCUUUUAAAGGUGACAUGGCUUUCCAAAUUAGAGCUGUUAAACCACAGAUCCCAAUGCAUCAAAAACUGUUGAAUCAUGCAGUGUGGGAUGAGAGCAAGACACCUUUUAGGCCAUCCUUUCAGUCCCCUCACUGCAUUCCUUGUCCUAGAGUAGAAAUUCUGUUUUGCUUUUCUCAGGUAUUUACUAAAUAAAUCAAUUUAGGAGUUCACUCUGUUGUAUCCAAGGGUUUGGUAGGUG
Molecule: messenger RNA, 5764 nt
Organism: Catharus ustulatus (Swainson's thrush)
Lineage: Eukaryota; Metazoa; Chordata; Aves; Passeriformes; Turdidae
Gene: ARHGAP25
Product: Rho GTPase activating protein 25
Exons: 11
Coding region: 301-2265 (654 amino acids)
Biological process (GO): phagocytosis, engulfment; actin filament organization; activation of GTPase activity
Cellular component (GO): phagocytic cup
Molecular function (GO): GTPase activator activity
Source: RefSeq, a predicted model, not a curated record